This is a messenger RNA of Psylliodes chrysocephalus, 549 nucleotides long. NCBI's taxonomy places the organism in Eukaryota, Metazoa, Arthropoda, Insecta, Coleoptera, Chrysomelidae. The record is from the annotation of a GenBank genome assembly.
AUGAAGGUGAAGAAAAGAGUAUUUGAGAGUGAUAGCAGUGAAGCAGAUGAUAUAGAUGAAAAGCUACUUUGUGACCACCUUCCAGGAUCUUCUGAAACAGAUAUUUGUACCAUUAGCUAUACCGCUGAUAAUUUAACAUCAAUUUUUGGAGAACAGCAGUCUAAUUUUCGAAACAUUAAAGAUGAUAUAUUACAGUAUGUAUGUGGAAAACGUACUGAAGUAAUAAAUUUAAGACGUAAACAUCAUACAAUAUCCAAUCUUCGUGUAGCCCCACUACUGAAGAAGAUUCCACCUUCAAUUACUUAUUUAUACGAGGAAGAAAAACUUGAAGUCCUCAGAAGGGAACACUUCUUCUGGAUUCAAAAUACAGAAAAUUUCCAAACUGAAGUUAAGCCGCAAAAAGUUCCAGAAGUGUCUCAACAGAAUACAUUUUAUCGUCAGAAUUCUGAGAAAUCAGCCAGACCAAGAAAACAUCUUCAACAAGGAAAAGAAACAUUUUGUUCUCUUAAAAGGUCUUCCUUUCCCAAAGACAGAAAUCAUCGCUUAUGA